AUGGCCGCGUGGGGAAGGAGUGGCGGUGGAGGUGGUGGUGGCGGCUCCCGAGAGAGGGUUAGCCUGUCAGCUACAGAUUGCUACAUGCAGUCACUACAUAGUCAUUGUGAUGAAAUCCACAGUGGCGAAAAUCCCCAGGACCCGUGUGGGCUGGAGCAGGCGCUGGAAGCCCAGCACAAGUACAUUGUGAUAGAGCCCACCCGGAUUGGAGACGAGACAGCACGCUGGAUCACCGUAGGCAAUUGCCUGCACAAGACGGCCAUGUUGGCAGGUACUGCCUGCCUCUUCACCCCAUUGGCACUGCCCCUGGAUUACUCCCACUACAUCUCCCUGCCCGCUGGUGUGCUGAGCCUGGCCUGCUGUACCCUCUAUGGGAUCUCCUGGCAGUUUGACCCGUGCUCCAAGUACCAGGUGGAGUAUGAUGACUAUAAACUGUCCCGCCUGCCUCUGCACACGCUCACCUCCUCCACACCAGUGGUGCUGGUUCGGAAGGACGACCUGCACAGAAAGAGACUGCACAACACAAUAGCCCUGGCUGCCCUGGUGUACUGUGUAAAGAAGGUUUAUGAGCUCUACGCCGUAUGACUGCAGGAGAGUGGGACGAGAAGCAGAACCACAGGGCCCACAGGACUCAGAUUCCCUACAGCAACACUGGGUUUUCUCUGUGAAGCAGCAGCACCUGGGAAAGUGUUUGGUUUAAUACUUGUUAUUUUUUUAAGCAAAAAUAACAGAUCAUGGGUGUGCCAGGGGUUUCAGCUCAUUACACUAAGAUGUCUAUUUCCAUAACCCAGGAGUGGCUCCCAGGCUGUGGAAGUCUGACUGAGCAAUGGAAUGAGGAUAGAGCCAAUGCUAAGAUAUUUUUGAGGGAUCUGAUC
Molecule: messenger RNA, 875 nt
Organism: Rattus rattus (black rat)
Lineage: Eukaryota; Metazoa; Chordata; Mammalia; Rodentia; Muridae
Gene: Tmem11
Product: transmembrane protein 11
Biological process (GO): inner mitochondrial membrane organization
Cellular component (GO): mitochondrial inner membrane
Source: RefSeq, a predicted model, not a curated record